AUGCAGGACGUCGCGGCUCUGCAGGGGGGCAUCAGGGUGCCCUUUGCGGCCGCCCGCUCCCCCUAUGCCGCCGGCAGGCGCCUGGGCCUGGUCGACCGCCCCCUGCAAGCGCAGUGCAGGCGCCUCAGCCUGCGGUGCGCCGCGGUGGCGGAGGUGGAGUCGGAUGUAGAGAAGCGCGACGACGGCAUCGCCAACCUGCUGCUGUCCAUCCUGUCUGACGGCGUCAACGUGGUGGAGCGGGAGGGCAUCUCCAUCUCGCACCCCUGCAAGCCGCUGCUGAUUGCCACGUACAACCCCGAGGAGGGCCCGCUGCGUGAGCACCUGCUGGACCGCAUCGCCAUGACGCUGUCGGCUGACGUGGCGUGGACCUUCCAGGACCGCGUCAACGCCGUGGAGCAGGCCACACGCUUCCAGGACUUCCCCACAGACGUGCUGAGCGACGUGGAGGAGACGACAGACGGGCUGCGCACGCAGACGCUUCUAGCGCCAGCUGCUGUGAGCGCCAUUGCGCGCUGCACGCGCCUGCGGGCGCUGGACCUGAGCGUGAAACCUUUCCCGAUUGUGUUUGCGCGGGAGUAUCUGGAGGAGGUGUCCAUCGGCGAGCGCCAGGUGCGGUACCUGGUUGAGGAGGCGCGGCGCGGCGGCGUGCAGGGCCACCGCGCGGAGCUGUUUGGGGUGCGGGUGGCCAAGGCCAGCGCGGCGCUGGAGGGGCGGGACAAGGUGGAGCCCGAGGACCUGCAGAAGGCGGUGCAGCUGGUCAUCCUGCCGCGGUCCACCAUCAUGGACAUGCCGCCGCCAGAGGAUGUGAGAGCAGCCGCCGCCGCCGCCGCCGCCGCCGCCCCAGGACGAGCAGCAGCAGGACGAGGAUGA
Messenger RNA from Chlorella variabilis, 870 nucleotides. RefSeq lists its product as hypothetical. The transcript is spliced from 6 exons. NCBI's taxonomy places the organism in Eukaryota, Viridiplantae, Chlorophyta, Trebouxiophyceae, Chlorellales, Chlorellaceae. The coding region runs from base 1 to 870 and encodes 289 amino acids. The record is from RefSeq and is a predicted model, not a curated record.